AACAACAGGUGGCAAAUUCUUCUACACCCCCAGGGAGGUGCUGGACCACAUAUGUAGGACGUGGACGGGAGGCGUUCGUGACUGAAGUCCGGAAAGGGAAUUCGAUCAUUUCUUUGGAGGCGAUUGCCAGGGGGAGGCUCACGCCAUCCAGGCCUUAGUGAGUGCCUCCCAGGGUCCCUCCCAGUGCCCCAGAGACAGGCAGUGGGGGGACCGCAGCCCAGCACUUCAGCGCCACCAAAUGAGGCUCGUCCCUUGCCUGUCCUCCUCCCCGCUCCUGCCAAUGCCAGAAGAAAGGGUCCGAAACUACCGUCAUCAAGCCAGAAGGGAGAGGAGAGGGAAAACAGAGAAGCCCUCUCCUCCCAAAAUGUGCCCACAGCCUGUGUGGGUCCAGGGAGGGCAGAGGAAACACCUUGAAAUGAUUACUUCAUUUUCGCACAUAUCAGUCCCCAGACACGGUGUGGACCACCAAAGUUUUUAUCUACGAGUGAGCUCAAAAAGCUGGGGCCUGCCCACGGCCUCACCCAGGAGGAGAGAAGCCAGCGCCCACAGCGGGUCUGAACAAGCCGUGGUCUGGUCGUACCUCAACAACCCUGCUCCUUUAAGGGACUAGCUACACACUCCUCACGCUGCCUAGAAAAAGCCCUCAUUGCUGUCCCCUUCCUGUGUCUGCAUCAGCUGUUUGGACCCUCACCUCUUGGCCUCAGCUCCUGCCUGAGAUGCCCCAUUAGCUGCUCAGCCAGGCUGCUGGUGCCUCAGGCUAAUGGCCCUGCCACCCCGCCCUCCUCUCCCUUCCGGCUCACUGCCCAUCCUGGACACCCUCCCUCAGGCCAUCGAGGGGGACUCCUGAGCCUCAGAGACAUCUGGCAGCACCAAGAGUCUCAGAAAUCAGGAGGCUCUCCCUCCGAUGGGACCUGCACGCUUCCAUGGUGUUUUAAGAGAGGAUACGGUGGGAAGAAAGCAGACGACUGAGGGCUAGCGGUCCUCGCUCCUCACUCGGGCUCACCUGCUAACUGGAGCCGCUUCUCUCCGUGGGCCUCCCUCAUUGAGACAGUUGAUAUCUCACAGGACGGCUUCUAAUACCCUAGCAGUCUGUGAUCCCAGAAGCCCCCGAUCCCCCCAUCCCUCCACGGGCCUAGCCGAGGCUGGGGAGCGAGUGGAGGUCAGGAGCGUGGAGGCCAGCCCUGGCCCCAUGGACCUGCCCCCGCAGCUCUCCUUCGCCCUCUACGUGGCCGCCUUUGCACUGGGCUUCCCACUCAACGCCCUGGCCAUUGGGGGCGCCGUGUCCCAUGCCCGGCUCCGCCUCACCCCCAGCCUUGUCUAUGCCCUCCACCUAGGCUGCUCUGACCUCCUGCUGGCAGCCUCUCUGCCCCUGAAGGCGGUGGAGGCCCUGGCCUUGGGCGCCUGGCCUCUGCCGGCCUCGCUCUGUCCUGCCUUUGCCCUGGCCCACUUUGCUCCGCUCUAUGCUGGCGGGGGCUUCCUGGCUGCCUUGAGUGUCGGCCGCUACCUGGGGGCUGCCUUCCCCUUGGGGUACCAAGCUGCCCGGAGGCCGCGUUAUUCCUGGGGUGUGUGUGUGGCCAUAUGGGCCCUUGUCCUCUGUCACCUGGGGCUGGUCUUUGGGUUGGAGGCUCCAGGAGGCUGGACGGACAAUACCAACAGCUCCCUGGGCAUCAACACGCCAGUGAACGGCUCUCCGGUCUGCCUGGAGGCCUGGGACCCGGCCUCAGCAGGCCCUGCUCGCCUCAGCCUUUCUCUCCUGCUCUUCUUCCUCCCCCUGACCAUCACAGCCUUCUGUUACGUGGGCUGCCUCCGGGCACUGGCCCGGUCAGGCCUGAGCCACAGACGGAAGCUGAGGGCAGCCUGGGUGGCCGGCGGGGCUCUGCUCACACUGCUGCUCUGCUUAGGGCCUUACAACGCCUCCAACGUGGCUGCCUUCCUGCACCCCGACACGGGCGGCCGCUGGCGGAAACUGGGGCUCAUCACGGGUGCCUGGAGUGUGGUGCUCAACCCGUUGGUGACUGGCUACCUGGGAGGGGGUGCCGGCCGGGCGACAAGUGUGGCGAGAACGAAAGGAGGGACAUCCCAGAAGCAGCAGCCGCCGCUGGAGAGAAGGGGCAUGGAGCAGGGGAGGCCGGCUGCUCUCGCAGGCCCCUGAUGGGGA
This is a messenger RNA of Neofelis nebulosa (Clouded leopard), 2158 nucleotides long. RefSeq names its product free fatty acid receptor 1 (gene FFAR1). The record is from RefSeq and is a predicted model, not a curated record. Gene Ontology annotation, cellular component: plasma membrane. NCBI's taxonomy places the organism in Eukaryota, Metazoa, Chordata, Mammalia, Carnivora, Felidae. Gene Ontology annotation, biological process: G protein-coupled receptor signaling pathway; positive regulation of calcium ion transport; positive regulation of insulin secretion. Bases 1190 to 2152 code for a protein of 320 amino acids. Gene Ontology annotation, molecular function: bioactive lipid receptor activity. The transcript has 2 exons.